This is a messenger RNA of Menidia menidia (Atlantic silverside), 483 nucleotides long. The record is from the annotation of a GenBank genome assembly. NCBI's taxonomy places the organism in Eukaryota, Metazoa, Chordata, Actinopteri, Atheriniformes, Atherinopsidae.
AUGGACUCCCCUGCAGGGUGGAGGGGAGGCUGGGUCCUCCUGGUGUUGCUUUUGGUUUUGCCCCUCCUCAGUGAAGCAUGGGUGUCUCUGGUGAAGAUGAGGCCCCACAUUUCCUCCUGCUCCAAAGUGCAAGAGCAGAUAGCCAACUGUCCCAAGUUCGUCCCUGUGGUGCCCACCUCCCAGCCCAUACCCAGCAAUAUCCCAAAUCGCUCGACGUUUGUGUGUCCGUUCUGCGGGGCCCGGAACCUGGACCAGCAGGAACUGGUGAAGCACUGUAUGGAAAACCACCGAAAUGAUCCCAACAAAGUGGUGUGUCCGGUUUGCUCCGCCAUGCCAUGGGGAGACCCCACCUACAAGAGCUCGAACUUUCUCCAGCAUCUUCUCCACAGACAUAAGUUUUCCUAUGAUACCUUUGUUGACUACAGCAUUGACGAGGAGGCCGCACUCCAAGCAGCUCUUGCACUGUCACUGGCCGAAAACUGA